Molecule: messenger RNA, 1140 nt
Organism: Eruca vesicaria subsp. sativa (arugula)
Lineage: Eukaryota; Viridiplantae; Streptophyta; Magnoliopsida; Brassicales; Brassicaceae
Source: the annotation of a GenBank genome assembly
AUGAAUAGCGUUGGGACGAACGAUCUAGAAACGGCGGCAAAGAAGGAAACACGGAAUGAAGUUUUAAUUACCCAUGAUUUGCCAAAUGCUGGAGGAACACAACUAUCACCAUUGAUUAUGCCAAACCUGACUCAGACACGUGAUGAAUUGUCCAGUAAUCGCAAUUCGCCUAUUGUUCGAAGUAGUAGUGCAUUUGAGAAGGAAACAUGGAAUGAAGUUUUAAUUACCCAUGAUUUGCCUAAUGCUGGAGGAACACAACUAUCACCAUUGAUUAUGCCAAACCUGACUCAGACACGUGAUGAAUUGUCCAGUAAUCGCAAUUCGCCUAUUGCUCGAAGUAGUAGUGCAUUUGAGCGUGGAACACAAUUUCUCCCUGAGACUGAAUGGAACAAUAUUCAGAGAGUUGAUGAAUUAUCAGGAAUACGACAUAAUCAUUAUGUAUCUCCUUCAACUGGUUUUAUUAGUAAUAAGAGAGGUUUGAACUUGAUGGGUCCUGCUGUAGAUGGAUCUGAAAGGUCCAAAUUAUCAUCUUUUUCUAGCAGACGCGGUCAACAAAAUGUGGGAGAAGAGUCACAUUCUUUUUCAGAGAUCUCGUCUCCAACUUGUGUUACAAAUCAAUGUGAUGACACUGAUGAAUUGUUCUGCGGGAAGUUUUUUAAGGACAAAAAGGAAAUGAGCACGAAGUUGAAGUCGCUUGCAGUUAGUCAAAGCUUUGAGUUCCGCACAGAAUAUUCAGACAGGAAACGUUAUAUGCUUACUUGUGUGGAAGAAAAAUGUAGCUGGUGUUUUCGUGCAAGAUCAGUGAAAGGAUCUCAGAUGUUUGUUGUGCGUCAUUAUGUAUCUAAACAUACAUGUGACACUUCUCUGAGAAGUGUUAAACAUCGGCAAGCUACUGCGAAACUGUUGGGAAGUAUGGUCAGCAAUCAUUAUGAAGGAGGAAAAACUGGGCUGAAACCAAAACAGAUUAUUGAGAAGGCUAGAAAAGAUCAUGGUGUUAUGAUUUCAUAUUCAAAGGCUUGGAGGUGUCAAGAGCAUGCCCAAGAUCUAGCUAGGGGUACUCCUGAUGACAGUUAUGAAGCUUUGCCCAGCUGGUUUCACAUGUUAAAAGAUAAGAAUCCAGGUUCUGUGACAUUUAUCGAA